GAUGAGCUGCAUCCAUCCCUGUGAAAGAUGCAGAAGGAGAGAGACCACUGAAACCCUGCAGCUCUUUCAUUUCAACCUCACGUAUGCACCACUGGAUGCUGGGGCAGCUGCUUUAAGGGGGUACAGGACCAUGAGAGGAGGAUGCCUCGAGACAGUCUGAUCACCUCUGAGAAUGACAUUGACAUUGGACUGGAAUUUGCAGGUGACGAGGAUGAAGUUUCCAGUUUUCAAGAGGAACAUGAGAGGGAGAGACACAGAGCAAAAAGAAGGGACGGUGAUAGAGAGAAAAAGAAGAGGAGGAAAGGGAGGAGAAGACGAGCAUCAAGAGCAGGAGAAAGAGAAGAUGAGCUACAGGCCAGGCAUGAGAAAAGAGAGGCGGGCAGGAGAAAGAGAGCAAAGAAUUAUCAAGAAUCAGAAGGAAGAGAGAGGGACGAGGAGGAGCAGGCCCAAAUAAAAACGGGUAAGACGGCAAAAACUAAGAAGAACAUAAAGAAUGAAAAAACAAGAAAAGUGGAGCAGGAGGAGGGAGAAGCUGAAGAACGAAAUGCAAAGGGAAAAAAGAAACAUGGGAGUGCCAAAAAAGAAGAGAAAGACGAGGACGGAGGUAAAUGUGCAGCGAAGGAGAAGACACAGGAAGUGAAGAAGAAAAAGCACAAGAGAGUAGUUGAAACAAGCUCAGAGCAGGAGACCAGUGAGGAAGAUGUCAAUGAAGAAGAGGACAGUGAGGAGAAGGAGCUGAGGCCAGAGUCUCUGUCACCGGAGGAGCUGGAGAAGCUGAAGGAGGCUGUGGACGAGAGGAAGAAACUGAUCCAAGGUCUGAGGGGGAAACCCUGGUCAAUGAAAAAGAAACUUGUGACUUUGAGGGAGUCUCAGGAGUUUGUGGAGAAAUAUGAGGGAGCGCUGGGGAAAGGGAAAGGCAGGAAGCUCUAUGCGUACAAGGUCAUGAUGGCUAAGAAAUGGAUGAAGUUUCAACGGGACUUUGAAAACUUCAAAACUGCCUGCAUUCCAUGGGAGAUGAAAAUCAAGGAAAUUGAAAGUCAUUUCGGCUCCUCAGUUGCCUCUUACUUCAUCUUCCUGAGGUGGAUGUAUGGCAUCAACAUGAUCCUGUUUGGUCUGACCUUUGGCCUAGUCAUGGUGCCAGAGGCAUUAAUGGGGCGUCCUUAUGGCAGCAUCCCAAGAAAGACCGUCCCCAGGGCUGAGGAGGCCAGUGCCAUGGACUUUGCUGUCUUAUGGGACUUUGGAGGUUACGCUCAGUAUUCAGUCCUCUUCUAUGGUUACUACAACAACCAGCGUGCCAUUGGCUGGCUCAAGUUCCGCAUGCCUCUGUCAUACUUCCUGGUUGGUGUGGGAACAGUGGCCUAUAGCUACAUGGUGGUCAUAAGAACGAUGGCCCGUAAUGCUAACGAGUCGGGAGUUGGAGAUGAUAACAGCUUUAAUUUCAGCUGGAAGACGUUCACCAGCUGGGAUUACCUGAUAGGAAACCCUGAAACUGCAGACAAUAAGUUUGCCUCCAUCACCACCAGCUUCAAGGAGGCAAUCUUAGAGGAGCAAGAGAGCCGAAAGGAUGACAACAUCCAUCUGACUCGUUUUCUGCGUGUGCUGGCCAACUUCCUAGUCUUGUGCUGCUUAGCAGGAAGUGGAUACCUCAUCUACUUUGUAGUGCGUCGCUCUCAAAAGUUUGCCCUUGAUGGACUGGAUACUCACACCUGGUGGGAGAGGAAUGAGGUGAACAUGGUUAUGUCAUUACUGGGGAUGUUCUGCCCCAUGUUGUUUGACGUCAUCAGUGCCCUGGAGAACUACCACCCUCGUGUCGCCCUGCAGUGGCAGCUGGGUCGUAUCUUUGCCCUCUUCUUGGGAAACCUCUAUACCUUCAUCAUUGCGCUCAUGGAUGAGAUCAACCUCAAAAGGGAAGAGGAAAAGAUAGUAAAGUUUAAUAUCACCACAUGGGAAGCCAGUCUUUAUAAUAGUACAGUAUCAGAAAACAGCACUGGUCCACCCAUCACUAUCCAGCCUGCUGAUGUGCCCAGAGGGCCCUGUUGGGAGACCAUGGUGGGGCAGGAGUUUGUCCGUCUGAUCAUAUCUGAUACGAUGACAACCUACAUCACGCUGCUGAUUGGUGAUUUCCUGAGAGCCGUGCUCGUUCGCUUUCUCAACUACUGCUGGUGUUGGGACCUGGAGGCCGGAUUUCCGUCUUACUCUGAGUUUGACGUCAGUGGGAACGUCCUGGGCCUGAUCUUCAAUCAAGGAAUGAUAUGGAUGGGUGCUUUCUAUGCCCCCUGCCUGCCUGCCCUGAACGUCCUCCGACUCCACGUGUCCAUGUACCUGCAGUGCUGGGCCGUGAUGUGCUGUAACGUGCCCCAGGAAAGGGUCUUCAAGGCCUCUGGCUCCAACAACUUCUACAUGGCCAUGCUGCUGGUCAUCCUCUUCCUGUCCACUCUGCCUGCCAUCUACACCAUCGUCACCAUCCCCCCUUCCUUUGACUGUGGACCCUUCAGUGGGAAGAAACGUAUGUUUGAUGUGAUCCAAGAGACUCUUGAGUCGGACUUCCCUGCCUGGUUCAGUAAAGUGUUCAGCUCUGCCUCUAACCCUGGACUGGUGCUACCCUUCAUACUGCUGAUGGUACUGGCCAUUUAUUACUUGCAAUCCACAUCCAAAAGCUACAAAGAAGCUAAUGUGGAACUGAAGAAAAAACUACAAACGCAAAACGAGGAGAACAAGAAGAAGAACAAACGAGCAGCGCUGAAGGCACAGAUGGACCUAGAGGAGGCCAGAAAAGCUGCAUCACAGACUGCAGAGCAACAAAAGAACAACAACGCGUCACUACAAGACCAAGAAGCCGAUGAGGAAGAAAAUCACAGCAGCAGUCAGAGGCUGUAUCAUGGGAAGAACAGACGCAACCCCCCUGCUCCGGUUAGAGAACAAGGACUUCCAGCCACCAGAGCCCCUGUCCCCAGGAACUAUCACCAUGGCAACCACGGGGCUCCUGGGUACCUGCCCGGUUUCCCUCGGCAAAGCGAACCGAGGAUGCACAGGGUGCCGAGCCUGCAGAGACACUGAGAGAAAACAACACGAAGAAAGAAGAAAACCGAGCACUUUAUUGAGAACUGAGAGAGUGUUGACGGCUCUUUUCCUCCUGAGAAAAUUAGUAACAUUUCAAAUUAGUUGUUUACUAAAUAAAUGUUAACAUGAGUAGAAUAUAAUUUUCUUUAAAUGUUGCAUUACAGUUGUUAUAUAUGCGUCAUAUGUCUUAUAUAUAAAGAGGGACGACAAGACAGCUCUCUAAAAGUGAAGCUAAAACAUCUUGAUCGCCCCUUGGUGGCUGACUGCAGUAGUUUGGUUUUAAUUAGUUAUUUAAAAGUAUAAAAAAGGGAGUUUCAGGUCAUGAUUGGCAGCUGAGGCCUGCUCACAUGUUGAUGUGCUCAAACAUUUCUCUGCUAGCUCCACUGGUGACACUUCUUAGCAGUACCUCAUUGUACUGCUCCUCAACAUACAGUAGAAAUCAAUGGAAACAGCAAUGCAAAAAUCUGUUGUUGAUGACGAAAGUAAGAGGGUAACAAAAACCAUAAAUUCAAGUACAAUUAACAAAAGUAGUGGAAGAUGAUGAUGAUAAAUAAAUAAAAUGUUGUUGUUUCUCUCUUAUUUCCUGCACAUCCACACAACUGUUACAGGCUUAUUUUAGAUUCUCAAAGGCAAACAUCGUAAUGUCCAGCACCAUGCCCUGCAAGAAAAAAAUGAACAAGAAACGGAUUUCUGUGCCACUCCACAGUGGUUUAGCCUGGCAGCCCUUAUGAAAAUUGUCUGACUCCACCAAUGAGGGUAUGAAACAGGGAAAAUAUUAGCAUGUAUUUGUAUGUGCAGCUUCCAUCUUUAUAUGGAGGUCUCCAUAUAAACUCUGCUUGGCCUAAUGUUUCCUAUCACAGCAACAAUCCAGAGCAGUUAUAUUAAUGACAUGUUUCUAAAAUAGGUGAACUAAACAUG
This is a messenger RNA of Dicentrarchus labrax (European seabass), 3978 nucleotides long. It is a transcript of the gene tmc1, whose product is annotated as transmembrane channel-like 1. Gene Ontology annotation, cellular component: plasma membrane. Gene Ontology annotation, molecular function: mechanosensitive monoatomic ion channel activity. The coding region runs from base 142 to 3057 and encodes 971 amino acids. Gene Ontology annotation, biological process: detection of mechanical stimulus involved in sensory perception of sound; vestibular reflex. The transcript has 20 exons. NCBI's taxonomy places the organism in Eukaryota, Metazoa, Chordata, Actinopteri, Moronidae. The record is from RefSeq and is a predicted model, not a curated record.